This is a messenger RNA of Branchiostoma floridae (Florida lancelet), 2171 nucleotides long. RefSeq names its product 5-methylcytosine rRNA methyltransferase NSUN4-like. The transcript has 4 exons. Gene Ontology annotation, cellular component: mitochondrial large ribosomal subunit. Gene Ontology annotation, biological process: rRNA methylation. Lineage: Eukaryota; Metazoa; Chordata; Leptocardii; Amphioxiformes; Branchiostomatidae. The record is from RefSeq and is a predicted model, not a curated record. Gene Ontology annotation, molecular function: methyltransferase activity. Bases 298 to 1566 code for a protein of 422 amino acids.
UUUAGUCUUGUUUGCGGCCUCUGUACCUUGUGCCAGGCGCUGCGUGGCGUGGAUGUUUUGAGAGCAAACUUUCUACGAGAGCCAGUAUCUGCAGACAAUGAGGGAUUUGUCUCAGGUUCGGCGCAGGAUUCGGCAGUUCUCCUACGCAAUGAGUGAAUGUUCACCUCAAAUUGCAGCUUAUGGCAGAUGUGUGGCUGUGAAGGAGAAUAUAAAGAAGGGCGAUUGUGCCAAGGAGUUCCAGGCUAUGAAAGACUGUGCACGCAAAGUGGUACAGAAGUCUCACUAGCUUGAGUGGAAAUGGAGACAGUCCAGGGUCUGCUGUCCAGGCGGUACGCGCGCCUGGCCCUGCACCAGGUCCGCUACAAGAAGACGAUCUACCGCAACCGGAAACCGCCUACCUGGGCGUCCCAGGUGGCGCUGGACAUGUUUGACCAGUACUACACGCGCCAGUUUGGAACCCGCUGGUCAUCCAUCCGCCUGGCUCUCCUGUCCGAGCCCAAACACGCCGCCCUGGUCAACAACUUCGGCCACGAUCCCGAGGCCGUGUGUGCUGACUUGGAGGCCCUCGGUGCUGUGGACGUCAUGGACGGUCAGCAGGCACUCCGGCCAGCACGACGGGCAAAGAGGGGCGUCCGAGGGGCUGCUCACAUCGCUACCGUCCAACCAGAAACUGUCGAAGACAGUUAUGAUGAUGAUAAUGUACAAGGCCACGGGACUCGCGAAAUUAGUCAGACUGGUGUCGAGAACGGCAGAGACGAGGAAACUUCGCCCAGUCUUCCCGUCGCCGCCACCAACCUGAGACUGUACAGCAUGGCGGACACGAGCAGGUUUCCCCCGGCGCAACCCGACGCCGACGGGAUUCUCACGUACUAUGCAAUGGACGCUUCGUCAGUCCUCCCCGUGUUGGCGCUCAACUUGAACCCCGGUGACAUCGUGCUAGACAUGUGUGCCGGUCCCGGCGGCAAGACUCUCACUAUUCUAAACAUGUCGGUGUCGCUUUCGGGGAUCAUCGCUAACGAACCGAAGUCUAGUCGCCUCAAGCGUCUGAACCAGGUGUUACGGCUGUACCUCCAGCGUGGCUUGAGCGUCCAGAAGGGAGUGAAAGUCACCAGUUUUGAUGGCUGCAGGUGGGGGAAGGUGUCCCCGAACUCUUUCGACAGAGUCCUGGUGGACGUACCGUGCACCACCGACCGCCACUCCCUCACGCACGACGAGAAGACCAACAUCUUCCACGUGGCGCGGGCGCGCGAGCGUACUGAGUUAACGGACCUUCAGGUGAAGUUGUUGAGUUCGGCACUAGCGGCCGUGCGCCCAGGUGGUGAGGUUGUGUACUCCACCUGCACCAUGUCACAGAUGCAGAACGAAGGCGUGGUCUACAUGGCCAUGGAGCACGCCAACCAGAACUCCAACAUCCUGGCCGAGGUGGCCGACGUCUCCGGACUGGUCCAGUUCUUCCGAAACACUUUCACUUUCUCGGAGGGCUGCAGGAUCGGCGCGCUGGUGCUGCCCAGCCUGCCCAACAACUGGGGACCGAUGUACUUCUGUAGGCUCCGCAGGAUUAACUAAUCUGUACUUCUGUAGGCUCCGCAGGAUUAACUAAUCUGUACUUCUGUAGGCUCUGCAGGAUUAAUUGAUCUGUUCUCCUAUAGACUGCAGGAUUAACAGAUCAGGAUUAACUAAUCUGUACCUCUGUAGACUGCAGGAUUAACUGAUCUGUAGUUCUGUAGACUCCACAGGAUUAACUGAUCUGUAGUUCUGUAGGAUUAACUGAUCAGACUUCUGUAGACUCUGCAGGAUUGACUAAUCUGUACUUCCCUGACUGUGCAUGAUUAACUAAACUGUAGACUCUGCAGGAUUAACUGAUCUGUACUUUUGUAGACUGAAUUAACCGAUCUUAACUAUAUUGGUUCCAGUGUUACAAUGCGGUUCGUAUCGUCUCAAAUGUGUUAUGACACAAUAGGCCAGUUAAUACAUCUUGCAGAAAUCUUUCCAUUUGGCAUAUAUUGUCAAUUAAUGAGAACCAUGCAUGUAUUGCCCUCUGCCAAGCUAUGGUCAAACUGAAGGUUAUAAAGGUGAUGCUCUUUUGUUUAAAACAAAGCCAAGUGGUCACCUGUUUUGAGAGUUGUUUGAAGCUUUGGUGGAAAAAUGAAUUAUGAAGCUUGUGCUAAAAA